GGUGGUUCAACCACCAACCACAAGGCCACACCGUAAAGCCCAUUUUUGAUCUUUCCCUGCAAAAUAUGUCUGGACGAGGUGGCUUUGGACGUGGCGGCGGAGGCCGAGGUGGUGGACGUGACGGUGGUCGCGGUGGCGGACGCGGCUUCGGCGGUGGCCGUGGCGGCGGAGGUCGUGGUGCCGCCGGCGGUCGUGGUGGCUUCGGCGGCCGUGGCGGACGUGACGGUGGUCGCGGCGGAGGUCGCGGCGGUGGACGCGGUGGUCGCGACGGCGGUCGUGGUGGCCGUGGCGGCCUCGCCGGUGGCAACAAAGUGCUUGUUGAACCCCAUCGUCACGCCGGCGUGUUUAUCGCCCGCGGCAAGGAAGACGCUCUGGUCACGUUGAACUCGACGCCCGGCAAGUCCGUGUACGGCGAAAAGCGUAUCUCCGUGGACGUGCCCGCCGCCUCUGGUGAGGGCACGGAGAAGGUCGAGUACCGCGUGUGGAACCCUUUCCGCUCCAAGUUGGCCGCUGCCAUUCUCGGCGGUGUGGACAACAUCUGGAUGGGCCCUGGCUCCAAGGUGCUGUACAUCGGUGGUGCGUCUGGUACCACCGUGUCGCAUGUGUCCGACAUCGUGGGCCCUACCGGCGCCGUGUACGCCGUCGAAUUCUCGCACCGAUCAGGCCGCGACUUGAUCAACAUGGCCAAAUCCCGCACCAACGUGAUCCCGAUCAUCGAAGACGCGCGUCACCCCCUCAAGUACCGCAUGCUGGUACCGAUGGUCGACACGAUCUUUGCCGAUGUGGCUCAGCCGGAUCAAGCCCGUAUUGUGGCUUUGAACGCCAGCUACUUCCUCAAGAACGGUGGCCACUUUGUCGUGUCCAUCAAGGCUAGCUGCAUCGACUCGACCGCGCCCGCCGAGGCCGUGUUUGCCCGUGAAGUCAAGAAGCUGCAACAGGACCAGUUCAAGCCCGCGGAACAGCUCACAUUGGAACCAUAUGAGCGCGACCAUGCCGUCGUGGUCGGCAGCUACCGAGCCCCGAAGAAGGACAAGUAAGAAACGGCUACCGCUUAAUCGCGUUUGUGUGAAUAGAUUUAAAUAUACUUGGGAGAUUCAAGUCAAGGCUGGCACGCGAGAGAAUGUGUGUGUGUACGAGUCGCUAGCGAGUGAAUGUAUGUGUGUAUUUGGAUGGUUGAAAAGUGUUGUGUGAUGGGAAUCCCAGUGAUGACACCCUUGCGUCGGGCGAUCUGAUAGCCGUAGCAAUAUGGCUUGAUGACAGACGCGAAGAUGUACAAAUAACUAUCUCUGAGGGACUCCCACCUUUUCAUGUGUAGACUAGUUGCGUAGGUACUACUUGUAGGUAGUGUGGUGUAGAAGAAACGUAGGUAGUAGCGUCGUACAGGUUGUAGUGGCUAACUACUCAUGUAACAAUGGUUCGUGUUUCCUGUUU
Molecule: messenger RNA, 1431 nt
Organism: Aphanomyces astaci
Lineage: Eukaryota; Oomycota; Saprolegniomycetes; Saprolegniales; Verrucalvaceae
Product: rRNA 2'-O-methyltransferase fibrillarin
Exons: 1
Coding region: 66-1037 (323 amino acids)
Biological process (GO): rRNA methylation; box C/D sno(s)RNA 3'-end processing
Cellular component (GO): nucleolus; small-subunit processome; box C/D methylation guide snoRNP complex
Molecular function (GO): histone H2AQ104 methyltransferase activity; RNA binding; rRNA methyltransferase activity
Source: RefSeq, a predicted model, not a curated record